CACACGUUGUUAACGUGUGACUCAAACACUCGGAAACUAUAGCGAUCUAUACUUGAAGACUAAUGUAUUGUUAUUGGCAGAUAUCUUUGAGAACUUUCGAAACAAUUGCGUCGUUAGUUACAGUCUCGAUUCCGCAUUUUAUUACACAUUGCCUAGUUACACGUGGGAUGCAAUGUAAAAUGUUAAAAAAUUAUGCGUGUAAAAUUUGAACUGCUCACCGACAUUGAUAUGGUAAUAUUAAACGUAGAAUACAUGGCGGUUUCAGCCAAUGUUCUGGCAGAUACGCGCAUUCCAAUAAUAAAUACAUGCAGUCAUAUGAUCCGUCGAAAUCGUCAUCGUGCUUAAUGUACUUUGAUGUAAAUAAUUUGUACGGAUAAGCGGUGUGUCAACCGCUGCUCUACGGCAAAUUUUGAUGGGUUGAAGACGUCGUGAACUUGAACGUAAGCGCGAUCGCUCCGGAUUCGUUCAUGAGUUAUAUUCUCGAGGUCAACUUGGAAUAUCCGCGACAUCUCCACAAUGCGCACGCUGAUUUACCGUUCUGUCGAAUGCGCGAUAAAACACCUGUCAAACGACAAGAUAAACUUCUCGCGACACUAUAUGAUAAAAAGCGAUACGUAAUUCAUUAUCGUAACUUGCAGUAAUGUACACGUCACGGUCUUCGCCUAACAAAAAUUCACCGCGUGCUACAAUUAGCGCGUCUUUAUGGCUUCGCAAUUAUAUAGAAUUAAACACUAAAUUUAGCACGCAUGCAAAAAAUAAUUUUGAAAAAAAUUUAUGUAAAUUAAUGAAUAAUGCGGUAUUUGACAAAACCAUGGAAAACGUACGUAAUCACAUCGAUGUAAAAUUAUUGACGAAAUUGCAAGGCAGAUUCGGUGCAGAGGCAAUGACUACGAAACCAAAUUUCCACAACCGAUUGUAUUAUAAUUGUCUUCUUAUGAAUACGAAUUUUUCUUGGCAGCAUUUCUUGCACAAAGACAUAAGAGUUGACCAUAUCGUCGGUGCUUUGCCUACUCUAUCAUCUUAUCUGUUCAUACAAGAAAUUGAUAAAUUAAUAACAAUUAUUUCUUCAUAAUCAAUAUUUCUUCUGUGCAAUUCCUAUUAAAAUACCAAUUAAUAUAACAAAAAAUUGUCUAGUUUCUGCACAGAAUAAUAUUAUCAAAUAAUGAUACAAAAUAAUAAUUUGAUAAUACUAUAUAAUAGUAUGUUAUUUUACUAUAUAAUAGUAUAUUAUUUUACGUAUAGAUAUAAUACUGUAUUUGAAGUGCGAGGAUUUAUUAGUUGAAUUGCUCGUGCAUAUAGCGAUAGAUCUAUGCAUGGAAAUCUUGGAAAUAAUGAUCAGACACACAAACGAAUUGGACAUAAACAAUGUGGACCAAGUUAUAGUCGUUAAACCUGGGUUCCCAAUUUAUGAACAUAAAUACGCCCGAUAAGUACAAGUACUAUGGUAUUGCAUUAAAAAGAUUAUUUAUUAUUGUGAAAAAAUAUAUCCAUAACAAAAUAAAAAGUUAUAUGAUACAGAGCAAUUAUUAUAUACAGCAAAACUAUUGUUACCUCCGGAGGAUUCCACAAUUUCCCUUUUCGCAUUCCUUGCGUAAAAUAUGAAAUAUAAAACAAAACAAGGAGAUUGUCCUUAAGAUUUAUAACACUCAAUUAUUACAUCCGGAGGACUCCAUAAUUUCCCUUUUUACAGAUAACGCCAUUACUCGGUUAUUAUAAGAAAAAAUUGAACAUCGUCCCUGAAAGAUAUAAUGCUCAAAUAUUACAUCCGGAUCAAUAAGUUGGUUAAAUAGAAGCAUAAGAAGAAAAAUUGUACGAUGACGGAAUUACUAACAAUAUUUGCUCACACUAACACAAUGAUCCAUAAAAACGAACAAAGCUGGAACUUGAAAAGAAAAAAACCUAAACGUUAUUUAAGUCGGGCAACAACGAAAGAUAAGAUUGAGUCACGACAUCAGACGGAAACUAUAAAACUAUAAAAUUAAAAUUUAUAACCCUGACUUUGUUUGUCUGAACGCAUGUUUCAUCACGAACUGAAAGAUGAUUCAUAUGGAAAGCAAGUUCUAAAUAAACAGACAAGGCGAUAUAAGAAAUAGGGAUCGAAUCUUCUAGAAAGAGAAAUCGUAGAUAACGAAUCCCUUAGGCGAUUGGGGUGACGCAACUAUUCGCCUCUCUUAAAAUUAAGAAAACUCAGGAAGAGAUGGAAAACUAGCCAACGAGAAAUCAUCCAAAAAGAUGAUUGGUAGCGUUGGUGAACUAUCCAACAAAUAAGCCCAAAACUUUAACAAUAAAUAAUCUAUACGAGAAGAAAGAAAUCUCAAAAAGCUUCACCCAACCAAAAUUGUUAAAUUAAAUUAAUUUUUGCUUUAAUUUUUAUCUUUCUUUAAAUAUUAAUGCCUUUUAUAUAUGUACGCCUAAUUUAACAAUUUAAUUUAUUUUUUUAGUUAUUUAUUCAUUUAAUUUAAUUUAAUAAAUUAAUUGUAGACCCAGCAUAAGGCUUUUGUUUCCGAUAUGAACACGUGCGUCCCGGUUGCGCGUGACGUAGUAGUCAAUGAUUGGGCGCACGCUUGCGGCAAUAGACACGUAGACAGUCCGAAUAUUAUCGUUAUGUUGAUUCUCAGUGUCCGGCGAAUGUGAUUUUCUCUGCUUUCGCGUGUAUCGGUAUUUUCAUCCUUAGUCCUUAUAUCAUUUCUUGAGCUGUGUAUUUGCGUUCGGUUCUCUUGCCUGCACAGCAUUAAUCGAUUCUCGCGUCGUUUACCAAUUUCUCGUGUUCGGUUUCUGCCACAGUGGCAGAAAGUGGCAAACAGUACCGUUUCUACCGAACACGAGGAAAUCGGUCAGACUUAAACAAUGCAAUGAGCUUUUCACGGUACGUGAGUUCAUGAUUUUUAGUUAAUUUUUAAACAAGUAGAAAUUUAUUAAGACCUAACAUGUAUGCGUACGUGCGGAUUCCGCCAACAAAAAAUGUCCGCGAGAUUCGGAAAGUUAUGUCAGUGAGGGAUAUUAAAAAGUUCAAAUCGCAAAAUCCACUUAAUCCGCGACAAUUAUAUAAAAUUAAACACAAUGGAGAUAUUGUCGUAGGUCACGUUCUAUGUACUGCAAGUACCAAGAGCGAAUUGGAAGCAAUGGUGGCAAAAAAAAGGAUGAAUAUCCCACCGUCCCAACAUCUACUGUCAGCAUCUGACAGCUUUAGCACCGAUACUGAAAACUCACCAAAGUCUGCUAAGAGGAUAGAUGAAGAUUUAGAAAAUAGAAAACAACAUAGGCUAAAGCAAUUGAAAGAACGUCAGGCUUUGUGUGCAAUUAAUGCACAAUCUGUUGAAGAAUACCAGGUAUGAAAAUUUGAUACAAAUUUUUAUAUAUCUGAUAUAAAGUAAUUUAUGCAAUUAUAA
Messenger RNA from Solenopsis invicta (red fire ant), 3389 nucleotides. RefSeq lists its product as uncharacterized. The transcript is spliced from 3 exons. Bases 2928 to 3335 code for a protein of 135 amino acids. The record is from RefSeq and is a predicted model, not a curated record. NCBI's taxonomy places the organism in Eukaryota, Metazoa, Arthropoda, Insecta, Hymenoptera, Formicidae.